ACAUUACUUUUGUGUCAACCACUUCGCGGGAGUUGUCACCUCCGGAGCAGUCGUCUCUUUAAAACUAGACAAGCAGCGUACGGGACACUUGUAAGGGCAACCAUGUGUGAGAGAAAGGCAGUGAUCAAAAAUGCUGACAUGUCGGAGGACAUGCAGCAGGACGCCGUGGAGUGCGCCACGCAGGCCCUGGAGAAGUACAACAUUGAAAAAGACAUCGCUGCAUACAUCAAGAAGGAGUUUGACAAGAAAUACAACCCGACCUGGCACUGCAUUGUUGGGAGGAACUUCGGCAGCUACGUGACUCACGAGACCAAGCAUUUCAUUUAUUUCUACUUGGGUCAGGUGGCCAUCCUGCUGUUCAAGUCGGGCUGAGGGAACGCCGAUUCUCCACACGGACCGACCACAUACAGUACUGACUGACUCCACUAAAGGCACUUAUCAUUCCUUGGCAAGGGGCCGCUGCCUUUUUCUGUGCUGCUUUCUACUUUUGUUUUUGA
This is a messenger RNA of Salarias fasciatus (jewelled blenny), 497 nucleotides long. It is a transcript of the gene dynll1, whose product is annotated as dynein, light chain, LC8-type 1. The record is from RefSeq and is a predicted model, not a curated record. Gene Ontology annotation, molecular function: dynein intermediate chain binding. NCBI's taxonomy places the organism in Eukaryota, Metazoa, Chordata, Actinopteri, Blenniiformes, Blenniidae. Gene Ontology annotation, biological process: microtubule-based process. The transcript has 3 exons. The coding region runs from base 103 to 372 and encodes 89 amino acids. Gene Ontology annotation, cellular component: cytoplasmic dynein complex.